AUGGCAGCGGCAUAUCAGCAGCCCCUGGACUUGGGGUCUCUGCGGGAGUAUGUAACAGGCCAGAGCCGGAUGCAGCAAGCGGCGGACAGCACUGUGCUGCUGUGCAUCGCCCACAAUCACCUCAAGGCCCGAUUCCCAGAGAUCCGGCUCGAUCUACACAUGACCGUCGACACCGUCAAGUCCAAGGUCCACACGCACACGGGCACGUCGCCAGACAGCAUGGUGCUGCAGCUCAAGGACGAGGGCGGGCGGCUGGUGGCGGUGCUGGACGACGGCGGUCGCAAGCUGGGCUACUUCAACCCGCGCAACGGUUGGACGCUGCAGGUGAUCGACACCGACGGCAGCUCCCUGUCCGCCCAGGGGUGGCUGGAUGAUGUCAGCAAGGUGCAGAAGUACGUCAUCAGCGACAGCGAUUACGACAAGCGGGAGAACACUUACAGGCGCGCGCAGGGCCCUUUGUUAUUGAAGUUCAAGGCGGCCAAGAUGGCGCAGGACCCGACAUGGACCCUGGAGAAGGAGCUCGCGCUCAAAGCCGGGCGCGAAUACACGGCGCCCGAGGCCAAGGCGGCACCCGAGGACGACUUUGGGGAGAGCGAGGCGGCGGCGAUCGACGUUGGGCGGCGGUGCUGCGUCGACCCCGGGGAGCGGCGGGGAGAGGUCAAGUUUGUGGGCAGGGUCGAGGGCCUGGCGGCGGGCUACUGGGUGGGCGUCGCCCUGGACGAGCCGUGCGGGAAGAAUGACGGCAGCGUCAAGGGGCGGCGCGUGUUUGAAUGCGCGCCGGGGCACGGCGUGUUCGCGCGGCCGGACAAGAUCGUCGUCGGCGACUUCCCGCCUGUCGACGACUUUUCUGACCUGGGGUCUGACGAUGAGAUCUGA
This is a messenger RNA of Monoraphidium neglectum, 876 nucleotides long. Its product is annotated as Tubulin folding cofactor B. The transcript is spliced from 6 exons. Gene Ontology annotation, molecular function: alpha-tubulin binding; microtubule plus-end binding. The record is from RefSeq and is a predicted model, not a curated record. NCBI's taxonomy places the organism in Eukaryota, Viridiplantae, Chlorophyta, Chlorophyceae, Sphaeropleales, Selenastraceae. Bases 1 to 876 code for a protein of 291 amino acids. Gene Ontology annotation, cellular component: cytoplasm; microtubule plus-end; nucleus. Gene Ontology annotation, biological process: tubulin complex assembly; cytoplasmic microtubule organization; post-chaperonin tubulin folding pathway.